UUGUUUUUUUUUCCCCAUUUCUAAACUUUACUAAAGGUUCUAGCAAAGAAUUAAAAUCAUGCAACAGAGCAUCUAUUCAACAGAUACGCAGAAGGUAAAACAACUCGCAUGUAAUAAAGAAACUAAAUUUUCUGCAAAAGAAACUCUCUGCAAAGCUGUGACAUCAGCCCUGGAAGAACAUCACCCAGGAAGCGCCACAGAGGAUGGCGGCGUGGGUGUCCGGAGCAGAAGCCGGGGGCUGGCGGCCAGGCCCACACCCGAGCCCCUUGCCCUCCGGUCCUGUGACCCGGGCACAUUAUUGUGACCUCUCUGUGCUCCAGUUUCCUUCCAGUGACUGAACCGUCAACGAUGCCAACCUCGGCCUGUCGUGAGGAGGCAGUGAGUUAACAGGCUGGGCACGCGUGCGGGUCACGUGUGAGCUGCCGUCGUCAGCAGCAGCAGCAGAGCCUCCGAUGCGCGGCAGCGGCGCUGUGUCUGCUUAGCGGCUAGUGCCGAGGUCCUGCGGUCGGCCCUCAAAGGUCCAUGAAACCAUCACGUGACGCGAUGCACGUGAAGUCCAGGCAGCCAGCGCCGCACUACAAGGGGGCCGGCACCGCGCCGUGACCGGGCACCGUGGAACCAGGAUGGUGGACACGGAGAGCCCCAUCUGCCCCCUCUUCCCGCUCGAGGCCGACGACCUGGGAAGCCCGUUGUCCGAAGAAUUCCUGCAGGAAAUGGGGAACAUCCAAGAAAUUUCUCCGUCCCUAGGCGAGGACAGCUCCGGAAGCUUCAGUUUCACAGAAUACCAGCACUUGGGCAGUGGUGCCGGGUCCGAUGGCUCCGUCGUCACUGACACCCUGUCACCGGCUUCGAGUCCCUCGUCGGUCACUUUUCCUGUGGUCCCUGGCAGUGCCGAUGAGUCUGCCAGCACAGCCCUGAACAUUGAAUGCAGGAUCUGUGGGGACAAAGCCUCAGGCUACCAUUACGGGGUUCACGCGUGUGAAGGCUGCAAGGGCUUCUUCCGGCGGACGAUCCGGCUGAAGCUGGUCUAUGACAAAUGCGAGCGGAGCUGCAAGAUUCAGAAGAAGAACCGGAACAAGUGCCAAUACUGUCGUUUUCACAAGUGCCUUUCGGUCGGGAUGUCCCAUAAUGCAAUUCGUUUUGGAAGAAUGCCAAGAUCUGAAAAAGCAAAAUUGAAGGCAGAGAUCCUUACGUGUGAACAUGACAUAGAAGACUCCGAAACCGCAGACCUCAAAUCCCUCGCCAAGAGAAUCUACGAGGCCUACCUGAAGAACUUCAACAUGAACAAGGUCAAGGCUCGGGUCAUCCUCGCGGGGAAGGCCAGCAACAACCCGCCUUUCGUCAUACAUGACAUGGAGACGUUGUGUAUGGCUGAGAAGACGCUGGUGGCCAAGCUGGUGGCCAACGGCAUCCAGAACAAGGAGGCAGAAGUCCGCAUCUUCCACUGCUGCCAGUGCACGUCCGUGGAGACCGUCACGGAGCUCACGGAAUUCGCCAAGUCCAUCCCCGGCUUCGCAAACUUGGACUUGAACGAUCAGGUCACGCUGCUGAAGUACGGCGUGUACGAGGCCAUAUUCGCCAUGCUGUCUUCUGUGAUGAACAAGGACGGGAUGCUGGUGGCCUACGGGAACGGCUUCAUAACGCGCGAGUUCCUCAAGAGCCUCAGGAAGCCGUUCUGUGAGAUCAUGGAGCCCAAGUUUGACUUCGCCAUGAAGUUCAACGCGCUGGAGCUGGACGACAGCGACAUUUCCCUGUUCGUGGCGGCCAUCAUCUGCUGCGGAGAUCGGCCUGGCCUGCUGAACGUCGGCCAGAUUGAAAAAAUGCAGGAGGGGAUCGUGCAUGUGCUCAAACUCCACCUGCAGAACAACCACCCAGACGACGCCUUCCUCUUCCCCAAGCUGCUGCAGAAGAUGGCGGACCUCCGGCAGCUGGUGACCGAGCACGCACAGCUGGUGCAGGUCAUCAAGAGGACCGAGUCGGACGCUGCACUGCAUCCACUGCUGCAGGAGAUCUACAGGGACAUGUACUGAGUGCGUGCGGACGAAUGGGGGCGUCCCCGAGGGCCUCUGGAGGUGGCAGCACUGCCGAGGAGACAUGGGAUCAAGGCCGCUUUGCACAGAUGUCCCCGCCGAACGCCGAGAGCCUAACGUGUAGGCCCUAGGUGACCGCGACCCCAUCCCACGCCACUUGCCCUUGUACCCAGCGCUUCUCAGAGCGCGCGGAGGUGGAGCUUGGGAAAGUCGAGACAGUGAUGCUCAGCUGUCUGAUUUGAAGCUGUCUGGUGUCAAUCAAUGCAGAUUUCUUUAAAUCACGUUCGUGGUUUACUGCCGGUACCUGGCGACCUCAGAAUCGCUGUCUGUCUUCCCCAGGUACCACUGCUGACUGUUGGGCUCCUUUCUAAUUUUGAAAACUAAUCAGCACUUUUUAACUUUUGUAAUCCUCUAUAUCUAGAUGUAACCAAAGGUUAGGCCUUUUAAAAGCGGCGAUGUAUUUAUUCAGAAGACUUCGAUUCUGUUUCCUGAAUUCGAAGAGGCAACAUGCAGUUUUUUUAAUCAUAGAUGUUAGAGUUUCAGAGAGUCAUUCGAUAAGCUGUGGAAACACAGCCGUGGUGCUGUGUUGGGUCCCUGGGCGCACAGCCGUGGAGGGCCUGUCCCCAGGCUCCUGCAGAAGGUCCCGGGAAACCGUGCCUCGGCCACCCCCACAUGGCUCAUGGCCCCAGUAAAGCUGGCGUCGGUGGGCGGGGUGGUGACGAACUCACAAGUACCUCAGCAUCCAGCCCUCCCCCCGCGUCCUCUCAAAGCCGGGCCUUUGGGGGCCGUGGCUUUCAGCGCAGCCUGGCAGAUUACCGGCGAGCGUCCCUCUGCGUCCCGUGUGUCGAGGCAGCUCCUUGGUCUCCCCCCCCACC
This is a messenger RNA of Pteronotus mesoamericanus, 2905 nucleotides long. It is a transcript of the gene PPARA, whose product is annotated as peroxisome proliferator activated receptor alpha. The record is from RefSeq and is a predicted model, not a curated record. Bases 624 to 2030 code for a protein of 468 amino acids. NCBI's taxonomy places the organism in Eukaryota, Metazoa, Chordata, Mammalia, Chiroptera, Mormoopidae. The transcript is spliced from 7 exons. Gene Ontology annotation, molecular function: nuclear receptor activity; RNA polymerase II cis-regulatory region sequence-specific DNA binding; zinc ion binding. Gene Ontology annotation, biological process: positive regulation of fatty acid metabolic process; fatty acid metabolic process; positive regulation of transcription by RNA polymerase II. Gene Ontology annotation, cellular component: nucleus.